AUGCCCUCAGAACAUUCUCGUUCGUCGUCGUCUUCGAGCGUGACUUCGCCGAUUCCUACAAUAAACAUAAAAUAUGCACCGCCACAGCGGUCAAACGGCGGAAAUCACAGCUCGAGCAAUUCCAGCAGAGGUUUGAAUAACGAACUUCUUGAAAUACAAGAAGAAAGAAGAAGGGACCCCUCAAGAGAUAAAAACCCCAGAGACAGAAGCCCAUCUCGCGGGAAGAGCCCCUCCCGUACAAAAAAUGACAAAAAGGGAAAACUCUCUCCGACUCGAUCUAAAAGCCCAUCUGGCGACAGACAAAAAAAUAACAGUGGCACGGCUUCGCGCUCGAGAAGUCCCACUCCACGCUCGAAGAGUCCCUCGCCAAAGCAAGAUUCCUCAAGAUCUAAAAGUCCCCUUGGUAGAAACCAUAACCGGAACAAUAGUGAUAACUUGUCAAAACCCACUUCGCAAGAUGCCCGUCUCAGUCCUUCUUCUCAUCCGUGGAUCGCAUCCUCCUCCAACGAUCGCAAUUCCUCAAAGAUAUCCAAUCGUCUAAGUUUACCUCCUAAUUUCAAUGAAAUGGACUUCUCGAACAUUGUCCGUGAGAACAACGAACGUUGGGCUAGAUUGAAAUUGGGGUCAGAUACGAGAGAUAGUAGAGGUGGUAUUAUGGGUAGUUUUACAAAAUCGGGGAUGCUAGGGGGUGCGCCUAUUUUAAGGCCUAACUUGUCUGGGGAUUCAUUUUCGAGUUUCUCCGGUGAAAAAAUGAAGAGGAGUCCGUCUACCGGAAAGACGUCAUUUAAUUCCCCAUUAUUGGUGCCGGGUGGAUUUCCUUUGAUUAGGGCCAGAAGUCAUAAUUCGGCCAUGGAUGAUGCGCCACGAUUACCAAUGGAGAUUUUGAAGGAAAAGCUUCAUCCAUUGCAGCAUGCUUGGACAAUGUAUUAUGACAGCAAACCAGCGAUGACGCCAGGUCCAAAAACGCCGACUGAAAAGUUUUACGAGCAAAAUUUACAGACUAUCGGUACAUUCAACACAGUGCAGACAUUCUGUCGUUACUUCAAUUGGGUAAAGAAGCCGAGUCAUCUGGACGUAAACACAAAUUUCCACAUCUUCAAGGAUAAGAUUAAACCCAUGUGGGAAGAUCCCGCUAAUGCCAACGGUGGUAAAUGGGUCAUUUCGAUGCGUAAUCCUCAACUAUUAGACCGUUGUUGGACUUGGCUUGUUUAUGCUCUCGUUGGAGAAGAACUUGAUGAGGGUGAUGAUAUCUGCGGAGCUGUCAUGUCACGGAGAUUACGGGGAGACAGAAUUGCCGUUUGGGUGAGGGACAAAGACAAUGUUCCUGUUAUUAAUGGUAUUGGGAAACGUCUAUUAAAAAUCUUAGACUUGUUCGACGAAAAAGGUAUUGGUAUGGACUUCCAGUUUAAUGAAGAUGCUCUAAAAUCCGGCACAUCAUACAACAACAAAACCUAUUU
This is a messenger RNA of Paraglomus occultum, 1457 nucleotides long. Lineage: Eukaryota; Fungi; Glomeromycota; Glomeromycetes; Paraglomerales; Paraglomeraceae. The record is from the annotation of a GenBank genome assembly.